AUGGCUGAAAACGUAGUCUACGAUAAUCUUUUCUCAGAGGAUCAUACUGAUGUCAGUAAUAAAAAAAGGUUAAGUUUAUUUGUUGAAAGACAGAGAUCACAAGCUGAAGAAUUCGUAACGAUAUCACGGUUUUCGCAAGGUGUGCUAGAUAUAUUUGAAUAUCUUCAAGAAACAUUAUCAACAGCUUUACCUUUACAAGAGGAAAACGAGUUCGAAGAACGAUUUAA
Messenger RNA from Cetraspora pellucida, 227 nucleotides. The record is from the annotation of a GenBank genome assembly. Lineage: Eukaryota; Fungi; Glomeromycota; Glomeromycetes; Diversisporales; Gigasporaceae.